AUGGGCCUAAUAAGUGAAGAAGGUAGACUGGAGAUAAUGAAUCUAGUAGUUCUCCUUUCUGUUUUCGCGCUUGAUUGCGAAUCCCAGUUUCACUUUAUUUCUCUCGGUUUAUAUAGAUUGUAUUGUGGAGAGUUGCGUAAAUCCUGUUGGACUUGUUUUCACUAUACUGCGCGUGUUUGUGUGAACUACUUUUCAAAACUGUGA
Trichobilharzia regenti is the source of this 204-nucleotide messenger RNA. The record is from the annotation of a GenBank genome assembly. Lineage: Eukaryota; Metazoa; Platyhelminthes; Trematoda; Strigeidida; Schistosomatidae.